Molecule: messenger RNA, 2811 nt
Organism: Papilio xuthus (Asian swallowtail)
Lineage: Eukaryota; Metazoa; Arthropoda; Insecta; Lepidoptera; Papilionidae
Exons: 5
Coding region: 325-1362 (345 amino acids)
Cellular component (GO): chitin-based extracellular matrix
Molecular function (GO): structural constituent of chitin-based larval cuticle
Source: RefSeq, a predicted model, not a curated record
CGUGCGCAACACGCGUUCGAAUUUUAAAACCGAUGCGAUCGCGAACGCGACUCCGUUUUGUCUUCUAAUCUCUUUUGUUCCGACAAUUUGUUUAAAUGGAAGUAUUGGGGACACUUCUAGUUUACCAUUGUGACUAUACCACAUAACAUGCUUUUAAAGUUCCUUUGUUGAAGCAUAAUAUAAGGUUUAGUUCUACUUUCGUAAAAUUUAAAUAACACUGUGAGUAAAAAUUUAAUAGAAAGAAAAUAAUCUCAUCGUGAUAUUGGACUGAUAAGACCGAAGAAGUAGAAGGGUCACCUGAAGAUCUCAUUUCUGUGAUGAACAAUGCUUAAACAAGAACUUCUCCUGUUGAUAUGGGCAUGCAGUGCGCUGGCUGCAUUGGACGGCUACAGUUCGCAGCAGGAUCCUGAUCAGUUCCACAUUCAAACGGAUGAAGACGAUGAGCGGUACUUUCUUUACCAAACUCACAACGGUCAAUAUCGCAAAGAGAGAAGGCUGAAAGACGGCUCAGUUGUAGGAACAACCGGAUGGGUAGGCGCAGAUGGAUUCCUUAGGUUGCAAGACUACAUUGCCGAUGACCAGGGAUACAGAAUUUACAAAUCUAAGACUGUCUAUGUUGGAUUGAACCGACCUAUUGGAGAGUCAAUUAAAAUGGCAAAGACUGCACCUACUGAUUCCGGGUUUGGAGUCACACCCGCGCCGCCGCCACAUCACUCCAGCGCGCCCGCACAAAGCAUCACCACAACCCCAGCGCCUACAACUGCCCACCAGCCGCCACAGCCAUACCCGAGCGAAGUAUCCAUUACUCCAACCCCGUAUUCUUACCCCGCGCCCACUUCGACCCCACACGUUGAAGUAUCGCCCAACUCUAUUGAUAGUUCAACGCCAUAUAAUUUAAAACCAACUGUACCACCGAUCACAGCUGAAGAUGCAUCUCCUUCCCCGAGCCCUUACGAUUACGACAAUACGAACACAAUUGAUGACCACUACUACGCUAGUGAUAGCUCACCUUACAGACGAUAUGAUGUCUACAAUCCUAACUCUUAUCGUCAUGCCGACGACUGGACCCGCCGAUAUCAAGGAAAUGUGCGAGUGGGUGAUGGAUACACACCACAGUUUCCAGGAUACGAUGGUGUAGCGUACAGAAGAAACGGAUUUAGGUAUUACCUGCCAAAGCAGUAUCACGAAGAAGCUACCCAAGAUGCUAACGAACGAAUCGGUAGCUUCGGUUACGUAGAUCCGUUUGGUAUUCGAAGAGUUAUAUAUUACAACACGUCACCGGGCGAAGGUUUCCAAAUUCGUAAGAACAACAGGUACGUAGGCCACGAUGCGACGCCUUACGAUCCCAGACCUGUUCAGUGAAUUCGAGUCAUUAUUUGUGUAAAGUAAGUCAAAGUUACCUCUUGCAUAUCAGUAUUUUAUACGUUACAAAAAAAAAUUAAUUGACGAAGACAAAACGAUUGAAUCUCGAACGAAAUUUCUUAGCCAUAAAUCUAUAAAAAUUAAGUGGGUGUUAACCACGAGAAAAAGAAUAUAAUCUUUAACUUAAUUUAUUACUUUAGUUUAUGAUUAAUCUUUUUAAAGAACACUUAAAUUCGUGACCGCUGAAUAUCGGUGCCAUUUUAAACGAUAAUAUCGAAUGUUUAAUAAAAUGCACUUUUUAAUUAACAACGUAACAUAUUAUAAUUUUUUACAGAGAGAUACUUAAAUAAUCUUCUUAAAAGUUAUGAAUGUAAUUGUACAAUGAAAUAAUCGUUUUCAUAAGGAUUUUCUAUAUUGAACUAUCACGAGAGUUCAUCAAGGUGAAUAAACUCAAGUGGGCGUCUUAUUACAAAGCCUUUUAUGUAUUUCCACAAAUUAGACCAUUCUGCCUAAACUUAGCAUUCAAAGUGCCUUUUGUAAAAUAACAGCCAAGAUUUAUAUCAAGAUAGUAAAACUUAUUAUACUUAGUUAUAUAAUAAAUAUAAGUUUUUGCUUCUAAAAGGCGCUCCGAAUACUAAAAGUUAAUAAAAAACUGUUUAAUUUCUCUUUAAUAGCUUGAAUUAAAUUAGACGAAGUACAAAAUCAUCUGAUCUAAUGUUUUUGUAACAAACGAAAAAUAGUUUUUUAUAAGCUAUUAAAAAUAAUUGUUAAUUAAAAUUACAAAAACUUGUCUGAAAUCUAAAUCAAAAUCGAAUACAGUAGAAUGCCGAUUAUCUGAAUUAAUGGGGACCGGGGUUGAUUCGGAUAAUCGAAAAUUCGGAUAAUCGGACAUAAUAAAGAAAAUAAACUGUCACACAUAGAAUAAACUUUAUUAAGUUUAAAAAACACAGUUCUAUAAUAACGCUCGAUUAGAGUAAGUUGAAAAUCUCGAUCCGAGUAAGUUGCAACCCCAUCAGGCCUCCAGUCAACAAAAGAAAACUUGGUACCGAUUCAAAUAUUUGGCGAUUCGGUUAAUCGGCAUUCAGAUAAUCGGUUUUUUACUGUGUUAUAAUUAUGUAUUUUUAAUGACAAUUGUCGCAAUAUUAUGCACACAUACGUAAAUAAUUGUAUUAAUAUGUACAAUAUAUUUACAUAUUGAUUGAUUUAUCGGUGCUUUAGCUUGGUGUAAGUGUAAAAGAAAAAGUUGUUGCGAAUAAUUUGUCAUUAUUUUUAUCAUUCGACGACUACAAAAACAUCAUAAUGACAACUUGUUGCAGCAACUUAAAUGGGACAUUUCUGUAAUAUUAAUUUUAACUUACCUUAUAAAUGUGUAUACUAUUUUAUCUAUAUUGUUAAAUAUUGUUAUUAUAAAUUAUUUUCUGUUUGUAUAUUUAAAACUGUAACUUUAUC